Messenger RNA from Medicago truncatula (barrel medic), 6921 nucleotides. RefSeq lists its product as uncharacterized. NCBI's taxonomy places the organism in Eukaryota, Viridiplantae, Streptophyta, Magnoliopsida, Fabales, Fabaceae. The transcript is spliced from 9 exons. Gene Ontology annotation, molecular function: ADP binding; ATP hydrolysis activity. Bases 418 to 5598 code for a protein of 1726 amino acids. The record is from RefSeq and is a predicted model, not a curated record.
UGAUUGUUUGUCGUUUAGAUUGAGUUUUCAAAAGUGUAUUUCUUUGAUAGACUUCUUAGUUAUUUGUUUCUUGUUUUCCAGUCACAAAUUACCAGAAAAAAAAAAACCAAGAUAAAAACUAAAGUUGAAAUCUUUCACAUUGUUUAUCCGUUGGUCUCGAAUUUCUGUCUUUCAGGGUUACCUGUUGAUUUCAUAUUUUGAUUGAUCGUGACCAUCCGCUCAAGUAGUCGCUCUCUUUGUUUAGUUAAAUUCUUGCAGUGUUUUUGAACUGCUGAUAAGAGAUUAUUAUUCGGCAUCUGGUUUAGAGGUCAUUUACAUCACUCUAUUCAUUGAAGAACUCACCAUUAAGAUCGCCAGUUUUCCUACAUAAAAGUCUCUGUCAGUGCACUAGAGGAAGAGACGUGGACGAGAGAAGGAAUGGAUGUCCUCAUUCAAUUUACAGCAGAACUAGCAAAGUGUACCAUCGUUCCUAUUGUACAUGAAGCAGGUUAUUCUCUAUUGUACAAAAGAAAUUUCAAGAAGCUAGAAAACCGUGUUAAGGAACUUGAUGCUGCAAGAGUAAGAUGGGACCAUUCUGUUCAAGAUGAAAUAGGGAACGGUAAAGAAAUUGAAACUGAUGUAGUGAACUGGUUGAAGGAUGCGAAUGAGCUCAUUGAAAAGGCAAAUAAGCUUCGUGAAGAUCCUCGUCGUGCUAAUGUCAGGUGCUCUAUAAAUUCUUUCCCCAAUUUGAUUUGGCGUCAUCAACUUAGUAGGAAAGCCUUCAAGAUUUCAGAAAACAUUUUUGAAAUACAAGGAAAAGGAAAGUUCGAUCGAGUUGGUUACCUUCCUACACUAGAUCAAAUAACCUUCUCUUAUUCUUCUACCACAAGGAGGUUAAAGCUUGAGACCAGGGAAUUGUUUAUAGACAAAAUUCUAAAGGCUUUACUAGACCUUAAUGCACAUAACAUUGGGGUAUAUGGGCUAGAUGGUGCGGGUAAGACCACCGUGGUGGAGGAAAUUGCUGAAACAACUAAGCACAAAAAAAUGUUUGAUGCAGUUGUUAUGGCCAAUGUAUCUAGAAAUCCAGACAUUGAGAGAAUUCAAAUGGAGAUUGCAGAGCAGUUGAAUCUUACAUUUAUUGAGAAGACUAUUGUUGGGAGAGCAAACCGUCUAAGACAAAGAAUCAAAGCUGAGAAAACUAUCCUAGUCAUUCUAGAUGAUAUUUGGCCUACAUUUGAAUUGGAGAAAGUAGGAAUUCCAUUAGGAGAUGAUCGUACAUCUCGCAUUCAAAAUAAACAAAAUAUUGAGCAAAAUGUGAAACAAAAUGUCUGCAAAUUGUUGAUGACCUCCAACAAUAAGGAUGUGCUCUUGGAAAAGGAGGUUGAAGAAGAAUUCACUUUCAGACUGGAACUGUUGGGUGAAUUGGAAACAUGGCACUUGUUUCAAUUUAUGGUUGGCGACAAGGUUAAAGAUACUAGUUUACAAAGUUUAGCUCCUCAAGUUGCCCAAAAAUGUGCAGGCUUGCCUCUUCUCAUUGUGACAGUGGGAAGAGGUUUGAAAAAUAAGGAUAUUCGUGUUUGGGAAGAUGCAUUACGACAAUUAGAAAGUAAUAGUCAUGCAGGAAUGGAUAUGAAAACUUAUUCUACUUUGGAGUUGAGUUACAACUUGUUAGUGAGUCAAGCAAUGAAGGAUAUCUUCUUGCUUUCUUCUACACUACAAGAUAUUGAUACAGAGUACUUACUGAAAGUUGCUAUGGGUUUGAACAUUUUCAAAGAUAUAAAUACUGUGUAUCAUGCAAGAAACACACUUCACAGUAUAAUCCUAUCUCUGCAGGCUUCUUGUUUGUUGGAUAAAUGUAACACGAGUGGGAAGAUCCAAAUGAAUAACUAUGUUCGUGAUGUAGCAGUUUCCAUAGCACUUAGGGAUCAACAUGUAUUUGUGAAGGAAAAACUAUCUGACUUGAAGGAGUGGCCAACAAAGGAUUUUCGAGAAAGCUCACAGAUCAUCUUAUAUGGCUGUAAUGUCCGCAAGCUUCCUGAAAGGUUAGAUUGUCCUAAUGCUAAGUUUUUCUUCUUCGAGAGUGUGCAACCCUCUGUAGAGAUCUCAAAUAUUGUUUUUGAGGGUAUGGAAAGCCUACAGGUGUUGGAUUUAAAAGGCUUGAACUUGUCUGCAUUACCAACUUCUUUUCAGUCCAUAUCUAGCCUUCAAACAUUGUGUUUGGAUCAUUGUGUUUUGGAAAAUAUGGAUGCAAUAGGAUCUCUGAGAAAUCUAGAAAUUCUCAGCCUUGUGAAAUCUUCAAUGAUCAAAUUACCAAGCGAAAUAGAAAAACUGACUAAACUAAGAAUGCUUGAUUUGAGUCAUUCUGGAAUAGAAGAAAUCCCGCCAAACAUCAUAUCAAGCUUGACUACACUGGAGGAGUUGUACCUGGGCCAUACCUCUAUUAAGUGGGAAGAAGAGAAUUCACCUAAGCAAAACAAAAACGCUAGCCUUGCUGAGCUUAGACAAUUGUCAAACUUGACUGUUCUAGAGUUACAAAUUCCUGAGAUUUGGGUUUUGCCUAGGGACUUGAAAUUGAUGUUUGAGAAACUGAAAAAAUUCAAAAUAGUUAUUGGAAAGGUAUGGGAGUGGGUUCAAAUGGAGAAAGGAAACUUGAAUACAUUGAUGCUAAAAUUGGGAACAAGCAUACAUUUGGAGCAUGGGAUUAAAGCAUUGAUUAAACGGGUUGAGAAUUUAUACUUGGAUGAAGUAGAUGGCAUUCAAAAUGUGCUUUUCCAACUCAAUUGGGAAGGAUUUCCAUUGUUGAAGCUCCUCCACAUACAAAAUAAUGCAAAAAUGAAGCACAUAGUUGACUCCACAGAGAGGAAUACAGUCCAAGUUUGCUUUAUCAAUCUGGAAAAACUUCUACUUGAGAAUCUUAAAAAUUUGGAGCGAAUAUGUCAUGGCCGACUUGAAGCUAAUUCCUUUGGAAAGCUUAGUGUUAUCAAAGUCAACAAUUGUGUCCAAUUAAAAUAUCUUCUCUCCUAUUCAAUGGUUAUGGGACUUUCUCAUCUUUCUGAGAUUAAAGUUUGUCAAUGCACUUCUAUGACGGAGAUAAUACUCGAAGAUCGUGAUUCAAGUGGAGAUAAUGACAUAACUAAUGAAAAAUUCGAGUUUCCUUCUUUGCAUUCUCUGAUUUUAGAACAUUUGCCCAAACUUGAUAAUUUCUUCUCUUAUGAGUCGAAGUCUUCCAAGAAUGAGCGGAAGCAUCAAAGGUUGGAGAUGUAUGUUCCUGCACUAUUUUUUGGGGCUCAGGUUGCACUUCCUAAUUUGGAUACCCUUACCUUGAGCUCAUUAAAUUUGAGCAAAGUUUGGGGUGACAAUCAACAUUCCUUUUACAAAUUGACAAAUUUGGUUGUGGAUAAUUGUGGUGAGUUAAAGUACUUAUUCUUGUCCUCCAUGGUUGGAAGUUUUAUAAACCUCAAACGACUUGAAAUUAGUAAAUGUUCUUUGAUGGUGGAGAUAAUAGCUACAGAAAAAAAAAAAAACCUUACUGAUGCAUCAAAAGAGGUUCGAUUCUCCAAAUUAGAGGAAAUCAUAUUGAAUGACAUGGAGAACUUGAAGACAAUAUGGCACCGCCAGUUUGACUCAUUGAAGACGUUGAAAGUGAAUAAAUGUGACAAAAUCACAGUAGUUUUUCCUUCUUCAUUGCAAAAAACAUACAAUAAUCUAGAGAUGCUAGAUAUUACAAACUGUGCUUCAGUGAAAGAGAUAUUUGAAUUGAAUUCCACUGAAAAGGGAAGUAAAGAGGAUGCAACAAAUCUGAAAGAAAUCACUUUGAGUAAAAUGCCAAAGCUAAAAAAUAUAUGGACUAUGGAUCCUCAAGGGAUUCUUAGUUUUCAUAAUCUAGAAAAUGUAGAUGUAGAUGAUUGUGGAAGCAUGGAAUAUCUAUUUCUGCUUUCUGUAGCCAUUUGUUGCUGCUCACAUCUUAAAAUACUUAAUUUGUUAUCGUGUGAGAACAUGAAGGAAAUUGUUGCAGUGAAGAAAGGAUCUGGGUCCGCAACCCCCAUAUUUGAGUUAAAUCUGCUGAAUACCCUAAUGCUUUUGUACUUACCUAAACUCGAGCGUUUCUCUGCAGGAAAUCCUACUUUAACUUUUCCAUCUUUGAGAAAACAAUUUGUUACAUGUUGUUCAAAAUUGAACUUAUUCAAAACUUCAAUUACAAGCAUCCACAAAAAGUUUCAAAAUGGAAAACUCCAUAUCGCAGAAGAAGUACCACUUCUCAUAGUUGAAAAGGUGAUUCCAGAGCUGGAGGAAUUGAUUAUUGACUAUAGGGAUGCUAAAAUGAUUUUGGAAAACAACAAUUUGGGUUUUAUCUUCACCAAAAUUACAUAUCUUGGACUCUUUGAAUUUGUAAUUGAAGAUGCUAUUUUUCCUUAUUGGUUUCUCGGAAAUGUGCCUACUCUUAAGUGCCUAGCUGUUUGUUUUAGUUCCUUCAAGAAGAUAUUCCCAGAUGGAAGAUCGGUAACCAAGGAAAGUUACACAAGGCUGAAAUGGUUGAAACUUAGUUCUUUGCCUGAACUUCAAAAUAUAUGUGAAGAAGGAUACCAAAUCGAUCCGGUUCUUAAAAAACUUGAAGACCUUGAAAUUGAUGAAUGUCCUAGUUUGACGAUGUUGUCACCUUCCUCUGGUACUUUUAGUCACUUGACAAAUUUGACAAUAAUAAAUUGCCAUGGGUUGAUGAAAUUAAUUACAUCUCCAACAGCGAGAAGUCUUGCCAAGCUCACAACAAUGAUAGUAAAUAACUGUAAUUCACUUGAAGAAAUAAUCACAGGAAGUGAAGAUGUUGAGAUUGCACUUACUAGUUUGGUAACAUUGAUGCUUGUAUGUUUGCCAAGGCUCAACAAAUUUUGCUCUGGUAAGUGCUUAUUGAAACUUCCACUGUUGGAGGAAGUAGUUGUGAGAGAAUGUCCUCGCAUGAAGAUUUUCUCUGAGGGAAAUGUGAGCUCUCCAAUUCUUCAAAAAGUGAAAACUGCGCAAGAUGUUGGGAAAUGGCAUUUGAAAGGGAACCUAAAUGAUAAAAUAAAGAAUAUGUAUGAAGAUAAGGUUGCAUUUUGUGAAUUUGAACAUUUAAGAUUGUCUGAAUUCCCUGAACUGAAGGAUCUGUGGUAUGGCCAACUUCACCCCAAUGUGUUUUGCAAUUUGAAAUCACUAAUCGUGCAACGAUGUGAUUUUUUGUCAAAUGUACUUUUUCCAUCAAAUAUAUUGCAAGUGCUUCUUCGACUCGAAGAGCUUGAAGUGAGAGACUGUGAUUCAUUAGAAACAGUUUUUGAUGUGAAAGGUAUUCAAUCUAAAGAAAAAUUGGUGAAGCAAAUUGGUGAAUUGAAAAAAUUAACUUUGUCUAGCUUACCAAAACUGAAGCACAUAUGGAAUGAGGACUCUUGUGAAAUUAUCAGCUUUGGAAAAUUAGAAAUAGUGGAUGUUUCUAAAUGCCAAAGCUUGUUAAAUAUAUUUUCACUAUCACUAUGCCAAGAUCUUCGACAUCUUGAAAUACUCAGGAUAUGGAUUUGUCGACAGGUUAACGAAAUUGUUGCAAUGGAAAAUGGGUCAAUGAAAAAUAGCAUUAGUUUUCCUCGACAUUAAUUGGUUUGACAAACGUCAAGAGUUUUUAUCCAGAAAAACACACAUUAGAGUGCCCUUCAUUGAAUGUGUUAAAAGUGUAUCGAUGUGAAGCAUUGAAGAUGUUUUCCUUCAGUCCUUUAUGCUGCAAACAGCCUGCUCAGGUGGAUGAAAUUCAUGAUAUGCCAUUCCAAAUACCUCUAUUUUCUAUUGAAAAGGUAAGCCCCAACUUGAAAGAUUUGGCAUUAUGUAGCAAGGAUGCAUUGAAAAUAUUGAAUGGUGGUUGUCUGGAAAAUAACUUUCAGAAAGUUGAAGUUCUUCGUUUGCACCAUUUCGACGAAACUCCAGUUACUUUUUUGAAUGGUUUCCAUGCAAUGUUUCCCAAUGUGGUAACGCUUCAAGUGCGUGGUAGUUCUUUUGAAACAUUGUUCCUCUCAGGAGGAAUUGAUCAUAUAAAUUCACAAUCUCCCAAGAAAAUACAAAAUUUGUGGCUUUUCGAAUUAGAACAACUCAGAUUUAUUUGGCAGGAAAACUUUGCAGGAGAUCAUUUUGUAGUGCAAGAUCUUGAAGGUUUGACCGUACUCAAUUGUCCCAAUUUGAUAACCUUGGUACCAUCAUCAUUGUCUUUAAAAUAUUUAACCGAUUUGGAGGUUAACAAUUGCAAAGGUUUGAUUUAUUUGAUAACAACCAAAACAGCUAAAAGUCUUGUACAACUCAAAAGAUUAGUCAUAGCAAAUUGUGAGAUGAUGUUGGAUGUUGUCAAGAUUGAUGAAGAAAAAGAAGAGGAAGAAGUCAUAUUUGAAAACUUGGAAUUCAUGGAAUUCUUUUCUUUGUCUAGUUUGGGAAGCUUCUGCAAUGGGAAACAAACAUUCAUAUUUCCGUCGUUGCUGCAUUUUGUUGUUCAAGGAUGUCCUCAGUUGAAGAUUUUCUCAUCAGGAGUCACAAUAACACCAUUCCUAACAGGGAUUACACUUAGAGUCGAAAACCGAAGAAUACGGUGGAAAGAUGAUCUUAACACCACUAUUGAACAGCUGUUCAUAGAGAAGGAAGUCUCGCGUUCUAUUGAGAAAUAAGACCGUCAUAUUCUCACAUGCAGAAUUGAGGUGAAGCCUUGUAAUAAAUGCAACAUGAUACUUAUUGUGCAAAUCACCACUGAUGUUAUAAACCUUGGAUCUCAUAAGGCCACAAAAAAUUGGAAAGAACAGAACUUUUGUUCUAGCAUAGGAGAUGCUCUUAAUUAUGGUCAUUUUGCUAACUGUUGUAGCAGUCAACAUUUGUUUGAUAACUGCUGUAUUAAUAUUGAAUUCUGUAAUAAAACAUGUUGAACUUUUCGAAUUCUUAAUUCAC